UCGUCUAGGAUCUCCAUUUUAUAUACGGUCGUGCGACUGACUUUCCCUGGCGCACUUAGGAAGACGUUAGUGCUCACCGCUAUCGUGUUUAUGGUUGGAUGGAUGAUCCUUGGCGCGGAAAUCUUGUGGACCUGUGAAGCAGAAAAUGGACCGUCUUACUUGCUAUGUCCAGCCGACGUGCUCAGUGACACAAUCUUAAUACUGGCACCGUUCCGUCUGAUUUACAACGUCAAGCUCACUAAGGCUCAGAAGAUCCGACUUCUGUCUAUGUUUUCGACGUCUGCUGUUACCACCGUCGUCAGCCUUAGCCAUGCAUAUUACGCGCUUAAUGAUGGUGGGCUGAAAGCGAUCAUGGCUGCUACUGUUGAGGUGUCAAUUAGCUUGAUCGUGGCGAACUUGAGGGUAGUUGUCGCUUUCUUUCUUCCGCAUCAGCACUGA
This is a messenger RNA of Pisolithus orientalis, 438 nucleotides long. RefSeq lists its product as uncharacterized. Lineage: Eukaryota; Fungi; Basidiomycota; Agaricomycetes; Boletales; Pisolithaceae. The transcript is spliced from 3 exons. The annotation marks the transcript as partial. The record is from RefSeq and is a predicted model, not a curated record.